GUAUGACGUCAUCGAAACGCAACGUCCUCAAUAUAAAAUAGAAAUGUAAAAUCCUCUUUACAAAACACACAUCUUAAAUUGUAUAAAAAUAAUUCAAGAUCAUAAUCAUUUUUAAAUUUGUUCAAAACACAUGGCUUUGAAAAACAUAAAUACCUCUCAUUGAUUGCGCUCUUAGCUAAUUCACUCCAGGUGUCAAACUGAUCAGUAGAGGUAAGCGCAGCAAGAGCAUUAAGGUGCUCAGAAAAUGGGGUUGAUGCGGAUGUGGGCUUUCUUGCUUCUCAUUUACUUUGCCAACUCUAAUCCACUGGAAAGUGUGCCAGAAUAUGAAGAUGCAGAAUUAGAAUGGGAGAGUUUGCAUCCAGAGCUGGAGAGCGAGAUGGAUAAAGUUCCUCCAGGCCUUAAAUCCAGAUCAUCCAUGUUUCCUGACAGAUUGCCCAAGAGUAAAUCCUCACAACCUGUCAUGUCUUCAUGGCAUAGAAUUGUCUCUUUCUCGCAGGAUCCAAAAGAGCUAUUUAUUCCAGAAAAAGGUGUUAGACCUCUCCCGGAUUCGGUCAAGAAAAUGCUCCUUGCACCACCUCCCACUGUUGCCUCAAUUGGUGGCGCAGCCAAAUCUAAGCUUGUUGAGGUCUUGUGCCACAUUGACCGCAUGUACGUGAAAGUAAGCAAGGAGCUUUUCUCAACGAGAGAUGCAUUCAAAGACUUGAAACUUGGCAAGUGUCCUGUAAACGAAGGCACUUCGGAACAUUAUUUCCUUCUGUACCUUCUGAAUGCUGACUGUGGAUUCGAGAGAGAGAGUACUGAUGACCAUUUGUUCAUUAGUAUUGUACUCCACUACAAGCCAACUACUCCAGUUGUUCGAGAGAUGCCAUUUGAUGUCCUCUUGCAGUGCAAAUACCCAAGGCAUUUCCACUCAUUCCAUCCUGGUAUCUUUAUCAAAUUGAGAAGGGGCACGGUUUACAAACCACUGCGAUCAAAAUAUGCUUACGUCAUCACUCCACAAGAUGCUUCAGGAAAUGAAGUUGUUGGUGAUAAAACGUUCAUCCUGGGGCAGCCGAUGUACUUUGUGGUGAAACGAGCAGACGACGCUUCUUCGGACCAGAGGCUUUACAUCAACAAAUGUUUUAUGACUCCUCGCCAAGAUCCUUACUCUGAACCAAAAUAUACAGUUAUUGACAACCAAGGUUGUAUGAUUGAUAGUAUGGUGACAAAACAGUCCGCGUUUCUCAAGGGCCCCUUAAACAUUCAAAAAUUCUCAGUGAGUGCCUUCAUUUUCAAAGACACGGCUGUUUCUUCAUCAUCGCAACUCUAUCUGCACUGUGAAUUCUCCAUGGGUGAUCCAACACCAACGUCAAGCUUAAAGGCUUGCAAUUAUCAUCGAGCAACCAAAAAAUGGAAAGAGUUGCAUGGCAAUGACCGCGUGUGUGCCUGCUGUGAAUCCUCCUGCUUGCCACUAUCGAGAGCGUCUGUCAACAUGGUCUCAAGUCCGUCUUGGAAGGUCAGCUUCAAAGAUGAGGAUGGAAAGCCGGACUUUGAGCUGCAGCCGAAAUCUGCACUCUGGGGAGCCCCCAGCUUUGAGGACAUGACUGAACAUAGUGACUUCCUUAGCUAUUGGGAGUAAUUAUUGAAUGUCUUGUAAAU
Molecule: messenger RNA, 1638 nt
Organism: Syngnathus typhle (broad-nosed pipefish)
Lineage: Eukaryota; Metazoa; Chordata; Actinopteri; Syngnathiformes; Syngnathidae
Gene: zp3c
Product: zona pellucida glycoprotein 3c
Exons: 8
Coding region: 245-1618 (457 amino acids)
Biological process (GO): binding of sperm to zona pellucida; egg coat formation; positive regulation of acrosome reaction
Cellular component (GO): extracellular matrix
Molecular function (GO): acrosin binding
Source: RefSeq, a predicted model, not a curated record